AUGGCUUUGAAUCUCGAGAAGCAGCUGCUCUUUUAUGGUGCAUACCAUAACAACCCAGUGAAUGUUGCAAUUCAUAUCACAUGUGUUCCGAUACUUUUGUUUACGGGUAUCGCAAUGGCGUCGAAUUCGCCCGCUCUUUUCAAACUCCCCGCAGCCCUCCAGUUUGAGAACCUACCUCCCAACAUUGGAACAAUCGGAGCACUAGUAUAUGCUACAUUUUACAUCCUCCUGGAGCCCGUCGCAGGAGCUCUCAUUGCGCCUCUUUUGAUCGGAAGUGCCGCAUUUGGAAACCACCUUCUGGCCACCUACGGCAUGACUGCGAAUUACUGGUUUGGUGGAGUUCAUGUCGUGUCGUGGCUGCUGCAAUUCAUCGGCCACGGUGCUUUCGAAAGGCGGGCUCCCGCUCUGCUGGACAACCUAGUCCAGGCGCUACUACUAGCUCCCCUCUUCGUAUGGAUGGAGAUUCUCUUCUUCUUUGGUUAUCGGCCAGAGUUGAAGGCACGAUACAAUGCCAAUGUGCAAAAGGAGAUUGCCUCGUUCACGGAGAAGAAGAACCAGAAGGCAACAGCGAAAUAA
Molecule: messenger RNA, 576 nt
Organism: Aspergillus ochraceoroseus IBT 24754
Lineage: Eukaryota; Fungi; Ascomycota; Eurotiomycetes; Eurotiales; Aspergillaceae
Product: 2-hydroxy-palmitic acid dioxygenase MPO1
Exons: 4
Coding region: 1-576 (191 amino acids)
Biological process (GO): sphingoid catabolic process
Cellular component (GO): endoplasmic reticulum
Source: RefSeq, a predicted model, not a curated record